This is a messenger RNA of Colletotrichum chrysophilum, 927 nucleotides long. RefSeq lists its product as uncharacterized. The coding region runs from base 1 to 927 and encodes 308 amino acids. Lineage: Eukaryota; Fungi; Ascomycota; Sordariomycetes; Glomerellales; Glomerellaceae. The record is from RefSeq and is a predicted model, not a curated record. Gene Ontology annotation, molecular function: oxidoreductase activity. The transcript has a single exon.
AUGUCUGGACAACAGGGACGCAAGAUCGCCAUUGUCGGUGCCAGCGGCAACGUUGGCGGCGGCACCCUCAAGGCUCUCCUCGCCAAGGGCAUCCACACUAUUACCGCGGUCACCCGCACCGAAUCAACUGCCACGUUCCCCGAGGGUGUGAUCGUGAAGAAGGGAAGCUACGAAGACGAGUCCUUCCUCGUCUCCGCAUUCCAAGGCCAGGAUGUCGUCCAGCUCGCCCUCGGCUUCUCCAGCUACGCAACAGGCCAAGAGCCUCUGAUUCGCGCCGCCGCCAAGGCCGGUGUGAAGUGGAUCCUGCCCACCGAGUACGGCUCCGCCCCGGACCCUUCUAAGCUUCUUGAUUCCAGCCCUAUUCUCCAGGGCAAGAUCCAGAUCCGCAAGCUGAUUGAGGAGCUCGGCUCCAGCUGGAUCGCUAUUGUCAACAACCCCUGGUACGAUUGGUCCAUGGUCGCAGGUUUCUGGGGCAUCGACAUUAAGAACCGCACCGCCAAGCUGUACGACGGUGGAAAGACCAAGUUUAUCACGACCAACAUUGGCGUCACCGGUAAGGGUACCGCUGGUGUUCUGAGCCUGCCCGACGCCGAGCUUGAGAAGUACCGCAACAAGCCUUUCUAUCUUAAGUCUUUCUACAUCAGCCAGCGCGACAUGCUCGACAGCAUUCAGCGUGCUACUGGUACCACGGACAAGGACUGGAAGAUUGAGGAGCCUGACGCUGCCACUGUUGUUGCCCAGGCUGAGGAGGCUGCUAAGAAGGGUGACCACGUCGCUGGUCUGAUUUCCUUCUAUGUUAACCAUAUGAGAGCUGGCUGGGGAGGUGACUACAAUGACAAGGUCACUGACCUGACCAAGAUUGGUCUUGAAGCCGAGGAUCUCGACGAGACCACCAAGAGAGUUGUCAAGGAGGUCGAGGGACAGUAG